This is a messenger RNA of Fusarium poae, 2265 nucleotides long. RefSeq lists its product as uncharacterized. Lineage: Eukaryota; Fungi; Ascomycota; Sordariomycetes; Hypocreales; Nectriaceae. The transcript is spliced from 3 exons. Bases 1 to 2265 code for a protein of 754 amino acids. The record is from RefSeq and is a predicted model, not a curated record.
AUGAACAAGAUUCACCUGGCAGAAAUGUUCAAGUUUAAUAUCUCUCACAUCACAGGCUGGAGGAGAUUAGCCGUCUAUCUCACCGCACUGGUAUUUUUCCUCACCUGCGUUCUCGUGGCAAUACUUGUCAUAUCACUCUAUGCAAUUCACGGCGGCGUCAUAUCAAUUAAGAACGAUACUGUACUCUGGGAGGCGGAGUGUGACAGCACGGAAAAAGCCAAUCUUUGGUUACAUCUUGCAAUCAAUAUCAUCUCUACUGCUAUCCUUGCAUCGUCGAAUUUCUUCAUGCAGGUUCUAGUUGCACCUACUAGGAAGGAAGUUGACCGCGCUCACCAAAACGGCUACUGGGUCGAAAUUGGAGUACAGUCAUUGCGCAAUUUCUUCUUCCUACCUCGCCAUAAGAAUCUGCUAUGGUUCUUAUUCUCGACAACAUCGGUGCCACUCCAUCUUAUCUUCAACGGUUGUAUCCUCGAGUCCCGAGCAUCUAAUGCAUUUUGGGUUCUUAUUACAUCAGAAGAAUUCUUAAAAGGCGCACCAUGGUCUAUCAUUGACUUCGAUAAACGAGGAUGGGAUGACGAAAACGCUUAUUUAGCUACUGUUUCCCAGAUUCAGAAAGACGUAAAAUCAGGUGGGAUCGCCCGAUGGGAGACGAUCAGCUGGUCAGAAUGCAUGGAACGUUACAACUCUCCCGACAAAAUUAUUUAUGAACAUCGCCAUGUCAUCAUGGUAGUUAAACCAACUAUCCCCGGGACCAAAGGUUGCAGCAAAAAAUAUCGUGAUGGGGAGGAAAGACUGUCCUCACUCUGUAGGUCGAAGACAUUUAUCCAUGUCGAUUCAACGGCUAGUGCAAACUUAACCGAAGUGCCGUGGCUGGCCUCCUGGGAAGCAGACUCAUAUAUAUUCGACUAUUCAGUUCGCCCAAACCCUCGCAGUGGAAGGCCACCAAAGGUCUGGCUACAAGAAGGGCCUUGGGACACUGGGAUGGAUCCAGAAGCCGGCAUCGAUUACUGUCUGUCCGAGAAAUCUAGAGCUUCUUGUGGCUUGGUUAUCUCAAAUCGUCUUUUGUUUAUUGUUUGCGUCAUGUGCAGCUUUAAAUGUAUUCUCUGCGUUGUCACCUUCUUUCGGGUAUUCCGCAGGAAUGACGAACCUCUAUUAACACCUGGAGACGCCGUCGCUUCAUUCAUCGCGAGACCUGGGGAAGACACAAGGAACAUGUGCAACCUAAACACGAGAGACUUUAGCAUGUAUGACACAAGCUGGUGGGAUGGACCCUAUUCGGGAUAUUCCAAACUCGAUAGGUCAAAACCUUGGAUUUUACAGAAUGGCAGAGUUGGCGAAGGCAGCACGAGAACUGUGUGGUGUCUCUCAUAUCUACCAAUUAUAACAUCACUUAUCCUUGCCGCGAGCUUGUUUGCUGAAGCGGUUAAGAACCAGCCUAUUCGAGAAUCUCGGUUUGAGCAUGAUCCCAUGCACCACCCAGUUGUAUUAGGUGCAAUCACAACGUCUUCAUUGUUAGGUCUUACUACUAUCGCCAAUAUCCCGCAGCUACUACUGUCAAUUUGUUACAUGGCGUUGAACGGGCUAGUGACCAGAAUGAUGACCGAGUAUGAAUGGAAUCGGUAUAGCACCGACUUUCGCUCGCUUCGUGUCACUAGCCCCGUGGGUCAACAGCGCUCCACAUACCGGCUUCAACUCCCCUACAGGUGGUCAAUCCCAAUCCUAUUUAUCAGCGUUUUGCUGCACUGGGUUUAUUCCAAUUGUAUAUAUGUCAGUAACUACAAUUUUUACGAUUCCAACCUACCUUACGGUCUCGUUGGAACUAGUCGUAGUCUGAAGUAUUCCACGAUGGCGAUAUUGAUAGCUCUUAUCUUAUCAUCAAUAAUUGCAGCCCUCCCCUGCAUUCUUUCACAAAUCCGACUACCAGGAAACAUGACCUUUGGGGGAAGCAAUUCCAAAGUCAUCUCUGCUGCCUGUCAUUGUGAACUACCCAAGUCAAGCAACUCAGCUCUGACGAAUCAGGAAUUGUUUGUGCCAAGUUCGUCCAUGGCCAGGAUUUGUGACGAUGAGGCGAACCUGCUACGCGACAACGAUCCUGCUGAUGCCAAUAGUUCCACAGAUUCAAAACUUCUAUAUCAAAUGUCGUUACAAAAGUUAAAGUGGGGAGAAAUCACCGAGGCUGUCAACAGCGAUGGUGUUGGUCACUUAGGAUUUGGGACUGAAGACCAAGAUAUCACUGCUCCAGUUGAAGGAAGACUCUACACUUAA